Messenger RNA from Caretta caretta (loggerhead turtle), 1919 nucleotides. It is a transcript of the gene EPB41L5, whose product is annotated as erythrocyte membrane protein band 4.1 like 5. The record is from RefSeq and is a predicted model, not a curated record. Gene Ontology annotation, molecular function: cytoskeletal protein binding. Gene Ontology annotation, cellular component: cytoskeleton. Gene Ontology annotation, biological process: actomyosin structure organization. NCBI's taxonomy places the organism in Eukaryota, Metazoa, Chordata, Testudines, Cheloniidae.
GCCCGCCCCCGAAACCGCCCCAGUCUCCGCCCUCCGAUCCCGAGCCGCCGCGGGGGCUCGCUCCUACUGCAGCUGCCGGGGCCGGCUCCGCUCCCGAGCGGGGCAGCAGCAAAGAUGUUACGUUUCUUUCGACGAACUCUGGGGCGUCGGUCUAUGCGCAAGCAUGUGGAGAAGGAGCGGCUAAGAGAGGCCCAAAGAGCUGCAACCCACAUCCCUGCGGCGGGAGAUGCAAAAUCCAUCAUCACUUGUCGAGUAUCGUUGCUGGAUGGAACUGAUGUCAGUGUGGACUUACCGAAAAAAGCCAAGGGCCAACAUCUGUUUGAACAGAUCAUGUAUCAUCUGGACCUCGUUGAAAAUGACUACUUUGGACUGAGGUUCAUGGAUUCUGCACAAGUGGCACAUUGGUUGGACAACACAAAGAGCAUUAAAAAACAAGUUAAAAUUGGCCCUCCAUACUGUCUGCAUCUUCGUGUAAAAUUUUACUCCUCUGAGCCUAACAAUCUCCGUGAAGAGUUAACAAGGUAUUUAUUUGUUCUUCAGCUAAAACAGGAUAUUCUCAGUGGAAAGUUGGAAUGCCCGUUUGACACAGCGGUCCAGUUGGCAGCUUAUACCUUACAAGCUGAACUUGGAGACUAUGAUCCUGGUGAACAUAUUCCUGACCUGGUGUCUGAGUUCAGGUUUAUGCCCACUCAAACUGAAGAGAUGGAACUGGCCAUUUUUGAGAAGUGGAAGGAAUACAGGGGGCAAACACCAGCCCAAGCUGAAACUAACUAUUUGAACAAAGCUAAGUGGCUGGAAAUGUAUGGGGUGGACAUGCACAUAGUCAAGGCAAGGGACGGCAAUGAUUACAGCCUUGGACUGACCCCGACGGGAGUUCUGGUCUUUGAAGGCGACACCAAGAUUGGUUUGUUUUUCUGGCCAAAGAUAACCAGACUGGACUUCAAGAAGAACAAAUUAACACUAGUUGUUGUUGAAGAUGAUGAGCAGGGGAAGGAGCAGGAGCACACUUUUGUGUUUAGGCUGGAUCACCCCAAAGCCUGCAAACACUUGUGGAAGUGUGCAGUGGAACAUCAUGCUUUCUUCCGCCUCAGGGGACCCGUCCAAAAAGGCUCAAGCCGAUCAAGCUUCAUUCGGCUGGGAUCACGGUUCAGAUACAGUGGGAAAACAGAAUACCAGACAACCAAGACCAACAAAGCCAGAAGAUCAGCGUCCUUUGAAAGGAGGCCCAGCAAGCGAUAUUCAAGGAGAACGCUACAAAUGAAAGCAAACGUGGCUAAACUUGAAGAAACAAGCAUUCCGAACAAUGUCUUACAUCAAAAUAAUGGAUCACAACAAAACUGGAAUGCAAAGCCGACCCUGCCUGUCAUCAUUCCGUCUGGCCCAGUCUUAGUGGAAAUAGAAAACUUUCCUAGGAGCCCUGGAGCCAGCCAGCAAGACAUGAAAUGGCCCUUUGAUGCUGAUGACUGCCGUCAACGUGGUGGAAGUGUAUGGAACGCAUGGGCCCCGCCCUCGACCCAGUCUGCGGAUAGACACUACACUGAUUUUGUCCAUGAGCGCAAUGUGAAGAAUGCAGGAAUUCAUAGUGAUGCCAUUGGUUAUGCUGUCCAAACUACCAUGACCGAUCUAUGAGAAGUGGGCCUUUUUGGAGCUUGAGGCUGUUCUGUAACACAGUCUGGAACGUUACAUUUUCUGAGUUGCCUCUAAGAUAAGGACAAUGGACCCAGAGCUGAUUAGGAAUACCCAGACCUUGUGCGAAGGCCCCUGCAUAUGGUGCUGUUGUAUUGAAUCUUUUAAAGAAAAAUUAGCAUAUACACUACUGGUCUGUUACCCCAGGUAUUCUUGUACUGAAAAGAGUAUGUGUAUCUUUUUAAAUGUGUUAAGAUUUUUCUUAACGAUUAAAGGAUUUUAGCUGGUGGUAA